CCCAAGCCGCACGCCGGAGGAGGAGGCCGCGAGUGGAGUGGCGGCGCCAACUCCGUCUCCGGGAGGAGCGACGGCGGUGCGGCUCUCUUUCCGGGGAGGGGAGGAGCGACGUCGGCGCAGCGAGUGAAGCGGCGGCGAGGAGCAACGUCAGGAUCUCUGUGCUCCCGCCGGCGCAAUCCCAGGUUCCUCAUGUCGAUGUUCACCGGUGUGUCCAUCGUCGAUGGCGACAAGCAGAGCUCCUGCGACACGUCGGCCAUCUACGCUGGUGAUGCGGACAGCGGGUACCACCUGCUCAUGGUCCGGGGCUACUUGCGCACCAAAGAGGAGUUACCCACGGGCGAGAGUGCCCGCACCGGUCUUUUCACAAUGGGAGGACAUGAUUGGUACGUCGAGUACUACCCCAACGGCAUAAACAAGGACUGCGCUGACUUCAUCUCUCUUGAUGUUACCCUUCUCUUUGAUGACGACGACGAUCCUUUCGACAUGGUUGUGGAGGCCAAGGUCAGUUUCAGUCUCAUCGACCAGGUUGGGAAGCAGAAUCUGAUGUACAUUUGUCAAGUUAGAAAGACCAGCACCUUCUCAAGCAGUGCUAUUUGCUGGGGUUGUGACAAGUUUGUGAGAAGGGACGCCCUCGAACGAUCAUCUGAUCUAAAGGGUGAUUGUUUCACCAUCCGGUGCGACAUCAUGGUCGUCCGCAAGGAUUCCAAAAGUCAGGACGCCCUGGCUGACAUGAACCAGCAUUUUAGCAAUCUCCUUCAAACCAAGGUGGGUGCAGACGUGACAUUCGAGGUCAGCGGUGAGAGGUUUGCUGCACACCGGUGUGUGCUUGCGGCCAGGUCUAAGGUCUUCAUGGCACAGCUAUUUGGCCCCAUGAAGGAGACGUCCACCGUUAUACAGAUCAAAGACAUGGAAGCAACGGUGUUCAGGGCUUUGCUUAUCUUCAUCUACACAGAUAUAUUCCCAUUGAGAGAGGAGGAAAUCAUGGAGGAGGAUGAAAUGUCAGGAGUUAUGGAAGAGGGACAAGAAGACAAGCCAGCAAAGGAUGAAAUGACGCUGCAAUAUCUGCAAAACAUGUUUGUGGCAGCAGACAGGUUCGAUCUCCAGCGGCUCAAGUUCAUCUGUGAAAAGCGCUUGUCUGAACACAUAGGUGUGAGCUCGGUGAUGUACACUCUUGCUCUAGCCGAGCAGCACCAAUGCCAGGGAUUGAAGGAGGCGUGCUUGAAGUUUAUGCAAGUCCAGUCCCCCUCGUGCUUGCAACAAGUAAUGGCAACUAAUGGGUGGGAUCAUGUAGUUUCGACCUAUCCCUCGGUUUUGAAGGAGAUCAUUGCCAAGAUUGCUUUGAACCGGUGCAAGUAGUAACACUACGUAUCUGGUAUGCAUCUUCCUUAGACCUGUAGUGGCGCUCUUAUGCAUAUAUGGGAUCCUAGAGAGAUGGUAGGUAGUCUGUGCGUCUUGCUUUUGUUCUCGUCAGGUAAUGUGUCUGUAUGCUGAACCAGAAAAAUCCAACUUAUGGCCAAAUUGUCUCUGUGAAAUGGGUGGUCUGUAUGUACAUUCAGGUGUGAGCAUCAAAAUCGCUGUACUAUGCAAGUUCCUUAAUUAGCUAGUCGUUUAAUCCUCGUA
Triticum dicoccoides is the source of this 1620-nucleotide messenger RNA. RefSeq names its product BTB/POZ and MATH domain-containing protein 3-like. Gene Ontology annotation, molecular function: protein binding. The transcript is spliced from 2 exons. Gene Ontology annotation, biological process: protein ubiquitination. The record is from RefSeq and is a predicted model, not a curated record. The coding region runs from base 190 to 1356 and encodes 388 amino acids. NCBI's taxonomy places the organism in Eukaryota, Viridiplantae, Streptophyta, Magnoliopsida, Poales, Poaceae.